GAAGUUGGGCCGCGGGAGGAGUGGGGCGGCGCUCGUGCGUUCUCGCGCCUUCUAGAGAAGCUGAUAGGGUUGUGGUGGGAGGCGGGCUACGGACCCUAGCUCCCAGGUACGGCUGGGAGCUCGCGCGCCUUUCAUCUCUGAGCUCCGGUCAUAGUUAGGAGUCAGGGAGCAUUCGGAGAGUCAGCUGAGACUCCGUCCAGGCUCAGCGAGGUUUGGGGUCUGCAGCUGGGCGACCACUGCCUGGGGUCACGCAUGCCGCAGGGACGGACUUCCGAGAAAAGAGCUACGCGAGCGUGCCCCGCCCCCCGCCUCGACGUCAGCGGUGGUUGGCGAAGCGGAGAUACCGAUCGCUUAUUCGGCCACUCAGUACAAGGGAGCUUGUUGUUCCGGGUCCCGGAGUGACCGACGACCUGCUGGCAUCUGUAGCUUUUCCCCCAGUUAACAUGGCUGCCGCUAGUCGUUCUCCCUGACGACCGUGAGCAAAGCAAGGCCGGGUACUGGGAGGCUUUGCCUACGUCCCAUCGGCGAUGGCGCUUCAGCCGCGGGUCUGGAAAUGGCUGUCAGUUUGCGGGAAGCUGGAGUGUGGGUUCGCAGCCCGCUCGACCAGUUCCUCGCCAGCGAUUCAGCCCGAAGUGGAGACUAAGGAAAACGAAGCUGUGGCCCCAGUGUUCACCAACCGGAACCCUCGGAAUCUGGAGCUCUUAGGGGUAGCCAGGAAAGAACGGGGCUGGGCUACAGUGUGGCCCAACCGUGAGUUCUGGCACAGGUUGCGAGUUAUAAAGACUCAGCAUCACAUAGAAGCACUGGUUGAACACCAAAAUGGCCAGGUGGUGGUUUCAGCAUCCACUCGUGAAUGGGCUAUUAAAAAACACCUUUAUAAUACCAGAAAUGUGGUGGCUUGUGAGAGUAUAGGACGAGUGCUGGCACAGCGAUGCUUAGAAGCAGGAAUCAAUUUCAUGGUCUACCAACCAACUCCUUGGGAGGCAUCCUCAGACUCGCUAAAAUCUCUCCAGAAUGCCAUGACAGAAAGUGGUGUGGUGCUUCAGGAGCCUCGGAGAAUCUAUGAAUGAAAUAGAAGAAAUAGAAGCAUUAACUGCUUUGAAAGUGUAAACAUAAAAUCAUCACUUGCUACUCCAGCUAUAAGUGUCUGCAUCUAAAAACAGAAAGAAAGGAAUGAAGGAAGAAAAGAAGAGUUUGCAGGGAGAACCAGACUGAAAGCUUCAUAGCAACAAUGUUAACAGUGGAGAGCUAUUUAAAGUCGACCUCUUCCCACUUCUGUGUGUGCUUGUGUGGUUUUGUUCUUUUAAUCAAGGGCUAAACUUGGCCUCUUUUGUGAACAUGAGGAGUACUUAAGAGAAGCAGUCACUACUUAUAACUAUUUAAAGGACAAAUUAAAAUGUUUAUAACAAGCUGUAAA
Cricetulus griseus (Chinese hamster) is the source of this 1417-nucleotide messenger RNA. Lineage: Eukaryota; Metazoa; Chordata; Mammalia; Rodentia; Cricetidae. The record is from RefSeq and is a predicted model, not a curated record.